Molecule: messenger RNA, 2236 nt
Organism: Aricia agestis (brown argus)
Lineage: Eukaryota; Metazoa; Arthropoda; Insecta; Lepidoptera; Lycaenidae
Exons: 11
Coding region: 52-1857 (601 amino acids)
Cellular component (GO): cytoplasm
Molecular function (GO): oxidoreductase activity, acting on the CH-OH group of donors, NAD or NADP as acceptor
Source: RefSeq, a predicted model, not a curated record
GGCGCGCACGCGUCCUGUGUUCCGCAACAUCCUCGUUUUCGACACAGCCCGAUGGAGGAUAUCCACAAUAAGGUUUUUUUGAUCACCGGCGCGGCUUCGGGCAUAGGCGCGGGUGUUGUUCGAGCGGUGUUAGAAAAGGGCGCGAAGCAUGUCGCCAUCUUAGACAUAGGAGUGGAGCAGGGCAAGGCUUUGGAGGCUGAGCUGAACGCCAAGUACGGCCCCAAGAAGGCCAAGUUUAUAAAAUGUGACGUCACCACCUCGGACCUGGAGGCGGCUUACGAGGAGACGAUCGAGGAGCAAGGAUACAUCGACGUGGUUGUCAACAACGCUGGCAUCAUGAACGACGAACACAGCGUUUAUAAGAAGCAAAUCGCUAUUAAUGUGACAGCACUAAUUACGAGCUCAGUGAUCGCCAACGACCUGAUGCGGAGGACCAACGGCGGUCGGGGAGGCACCAUCAUCAACAUCGCGUCGAUAGUCGGCCUCAUGCAGACACCCUUUCUCCCCAUAUACAGCGCCACCAAGAGCGCCGUGCUGCACUUCAGCAAUUGUCUUGGUCAUGAAGUGAACUACGCGCGAACCGGUGUCCGAGUGAUAGCGGUGUGCUACGGACAGACAGACACAAAUCUGCUCUCCCUCAACUACCUCGACGUGCUGGACCAGGACCUGCUGCCUGGUCUCCAGGAGGCCAUGAAGCAGCUGCCGUGCCAAUCGAUCGAAUCGGCAGUCAAAGGGUGCGUGGAGGCCAUAGAGAGAGGCGCCAGCGGGAGCACCUGGCUGGUGGACGCCGACCUCCCGGCCAGGGACAUCUCCAGCGUCCUGGCAGACACCUGCAGGAUGCGCUACCAGGACAUCGUCAUGAACGUCAUGCAGCAGCAGCAGCAGAAGCAGCAGCAGCAAUACCUGCUCGCCGCCAGCAGGCUCGUGUCCGUGCGGCCGAAGCACACCAUCAUCACGCGCACACCGGUCUUCGCGAAGUGCUCCUCCUCCUGGGAUAUCAUGUUAACACAUAGCCCGAUGGAGGAUAUCCACAAUAAGGUUUUUUUGAUCACCGGCGCAGCUUCUGGCAUAGGCGCGGGUGUUGUUCGAGCGGUGUUAGAAAAGGGCGCGAAGCAUGUCGCCAUCCUAGACAUAGGAGUGGAGCAGGGCAAGGCUUUGGAGGCUGAGCUGAACGCCAAGUACGGCCCCAAGAAGGCCAAGUUUAUAAAAUGUGACGUCACCACAUCAGAGCUGGAGGCGGCUUACGAGGAGACCAUUAAGGAGCAAGGAUACAUCGACGUGGUUGUCAACAACGCUGGCAUCAUGAACGACGAACACAGCAUUUAUAAGAAGCAAAUCGCUAUUAACGUGACAGCUCUAAUCACGAGCUCAGUGAUCGCGAACGACCUGAUGCGGAGGACCAACGGCGGUCGGGGAGGCACCAUCGUCAACAUCUCCUCCAUCGCCGGCCUCAUGCAGAUACCCUUCUUCCCCAUAUACUGCGCCACCAAGAGCGCCGUGCUGCACUUCAGCAAUUGCCUCGGGCAUGAAGUGAACUACGCUCGAACCGGUGUCCGCGUGAUAGCGAUGUGCUACGGACAGACAGACACAAAUCUGCUCUCCCUCAACUCCCUCGGCGUGCUGGACCAGGACAUGCUGCCUUCUGUCCAGGCGGCCAUGAAGCAGCAGCCGUGCCAAUCGAUCGAAUCGGCAGUCAAAGGGUGCGUGGAGGCCAUAGAGAGAGGCGCCAGCGGGAGCACCUGGCUGGUGGACGCCGACCUCCCGGCCAGGGACAUCUCCAGCGUCCUGGCAGACACCUGCAGAAUGCGCUACCAGGACAUCGUCAUGAGCGUCAUGCAGCAGCAGAAGCAGCAAUAGCGAUAGCAAUAGCUACACCGGCAGGGGGAUGACGUAUCUUGCGACAGCAAAGUGACAGAAGAUUGACAGCAGCGAGUUGCUGUUUUUUACCUGUCUUCUGUAUUGUACCAUCGUAGAAAUUGAUUCAGCUGUUGACGGAUCUGCGUCAUUUGGUCGAUUUACGUCAAUUAAAUGUUGGGUCAACAGCUGACCUCUAUCUUAUACGCGUAUUAUAAGAGGGCAGUGGUUGGGUCGGUAUCUAUCAGCUAGGUUUGACAUAAUACGACCAAAUUACGUAGGUCCACGAUCUGCCUAUGAAUCGACUUCUACAAUUUUUUUCUUCUUACAAUUUGUACCUGUUGCGUUGCUGUCGCAAACUACAAAGUACGGUAUUUAGAGG